UUUUGUUUGAGCUUUCAAAAAACCUAACAAAAACUUCAUCUUUCCAAAAUGUUCAAAUUUGUUGCCUUCUUCGCUUGCAUUUCCGUGGCUUUGGCCGCUCCCGGAUUGGUUGCCGAACACCAUACCGUUGUCCAAGAACCCGUCUUGGCCAAGGUUGGUGCUGUGGUCCACAGCGUCCCCUCUGCCACCUCUCAUCAAAGUUUCACCCGAGUCCACAACAAGGCUGUUGUCGCCCCCCUUGUAACCCCUGUGGUUAAGACCACCGUUCAUGCCGCCCCCGUUGUAUCGGUUGUCAAGACUGUUGAACCUGUUGUGCCUGUGGUUAAAACCGUGGCUGCUGCCCCCAUUGUCAAGACCGUUGUUCCAGCUGUGCCAGUGGUAAAGACUGUUGCCCCAGUUGUCCCCGUUGUUGGUCAUGCAGUAUCCCACCAAUCUCAUGUUCAAAUUCACUCCAAUGCUGCCGUAGUUGCUCCUGUGGUUCACUCGGUCCCUGUUGUGCAUGCUGCUCCUGUUGCCCAUGUCGUCCAUCAUUAAAUCUUCG
Musca domestica (house fly) is the source of this 541-nucleotide messenger RNA. RefSeq names its product calphotin-like. The transcript has 2 exons. Lineage: Eukaryota; Metazoa; Arthropoda; Insecta; Diptera; Muscidae. The record is from RefSeq and is a predicted model, not a curated record. The coding region runs from base 49 to 534 and encodes 161 amino acids.